AGAAUCCAUGGAUAUCCUUUCCAGAAAAACAGGCCAGGAAAAUCUAGAAAUUGUAAUUGACAUAUACCCUUAAAGCUCCUCAGUUACCAUGGGUGAAGACAAGAAAAUACAUCUCAAGAGAGAACUUGGAUAUUUCUGGGGCACAAGUUUUAUAAUUAUUAAUAUAAUUGGUGCAGGGAUUUUUGUGUCUCCCAAAGGAGUGCUGGAGCACUCUGCCAUGAAUGUGGGGAUCUCUCUGUGUAUCUGGGCAGCCUGUGCAGUAUUAUCCUUAACAUUCAGUCUCUGCUCUGCAGAGAUAGGUAUAACCUUUCCAUAUAGCGGAGCUCAGUACUGUUUCAUCAAGAGAUGCUAUGGCCCCUUAGUUGCUUUCCUGAGACUUUGGACGAACUUGUUUACUGGGGCGGGGAUAGUCGCAAGUCAAGCCCUGCUCCUUGCUGAGUACAGCAUCCAGCCUUUUUUCCCCAGUUGCUCUGUCCCAAAGCUACCCAUGAAAUGCAUGGCCCUGGCCAUGCUGUGGGUAGUGGGAAUUCUGAAUUGUCGUGGUGUGAAAGAGGCGACUUGGCUUCAGGCAGUGAGCACGAUGAUAAAAGUGAGCAUCCUCAGCCUCAUUUCCCUCAGUGGAAUGUUCAUGCUGGUGAGAGGAAAGGCAGAGAAUGUAGGAAGGUUGCAGAAUGCUUUUGAUGCCGAAGUUCCAGCUGUUUACCAGAUAGUUGAAGCCGUCUUCCAAGGAUAUUUUGCAUUUUCAGGAGGGGGAUGCCUUACAAAUGUAGCAGGAGAGCUGAAGAAACCCAGAGUGACAAUUCCCAAAUGCCUGUUUACAGCAUUUCCUGUGGUGACUGUGCUCUAUUUACUGGUUAACAUUUCCUACAUGACUGUUUUGACGCCCAGGGAAAUUCUUUCUUCAGAUGCUGUGGCUAUCACAUGGACUGAUAGAGUUAUCCCCCAAUUAACAUGGUUUAUUCCUUUUGCUAUUUCUGCCUCAUUGUUUAGCAAUCUUCUGACUAAUGUGCUUCAAACAUCACGAAUGCUAUAUAUUGCUGGUCAGCAAGACCAGUUGCCUUUAUUAUUCAAAACACUGAAUAUUCACUCCUCUCCACUGAUAUGUGUGUUAUUAAAUAUCAUAAUGGGAUCCAUUGCAAUUGUCGUGACAAACCUAAUUGAACUGAUAAACUAUCUUUACUUUGUGAUUUCCAUUUGGACUGUACUGUCAAUGAUAGGAUUACUAAAACUGAGAUACCAGGAACCCAACCUACACAGACAUUUUAAGGUCUUGACGCCAUUCAUACUCAUAACCAUGGCCAUCAACCUGAGCAUGGUUUUGAUACCUCUGGUAAAGUCUCCAAAGAUGCAUUAUAUCUAUGUACUUCUAUUUCUUUUCAGUGGACUACUGUUUUACAUACCUUUAACAUACUUUAAACUGAAGUUGGUUUGGUUUGAAAAACUGACUUGCUAUCUACAACUAUUCUUUAAUGUUUGUAUCCCUGAUAAAUCCAAUGAACAGAUAUAAAAAGAAGAAGAAACUUUUUAAAAACAACCUAAAUACAUGCCAAGUUCCAAAUGAAGAUUAAGUACAUGGUAGAAUAUUAAUUGUGAAAUUCCCUUAGUAACUUUCUCAAAUGAAAUAGUGUAUAUAAAAGUGCCCAGAUCAGUAGCUAUCUUUAAAAUCACAAAUAAAUUGUUCUGUGUAACUAAAGCUUUAUUCUUAUUAGUAAAAACCGUGAGUCUGUUUGACUAGCUUGAUAUUUUGAUGUUGUCUCUCUCAGCCUUCCCUUUUUUCUGCAUUUCAUCUGUAUUUUUUUAAAUUGAAUUUGUGGUGCUCUUACAAUAAAAGUUAACCACUAAAAAGAAAA
Molecule: messenger RNA, 1850 nt
Organism: Cavia porcellus (domestic guinea pig)
Lineage: Eukaryota; Metazoa; Chordata; Mammalia; Rodentia; Caviidae
Gene: Slc7a13
Product: solute carrier family 7 member 13
Exons: 4
Coding region: 89-1507 (472 amino acids)
Biological process (GO): amino acid transmembrane transport
Cellular component (GO): membrane
Molecular function (GO): L-amino acid transmembrane transporter activity
Source: RefSeq, a predicted model, not a curated record